AUGCCUCCGUGCCCGUCUCCAAAUCUCGAGUCUUCCAGUCUGCUUGAGCACAAUGAUGCAUAUUUGACUUGGAUUCCUCUUGACCCGAUUACCCCAGGUACCGCGGCAAGCCGAUUGCAUUCGAAUGAAAGCUCAAUCACCGUAUGCCCCCCUAUUUCGAGUUCUUUGGAUGCUACCGAUGGUAACCACUUGGUAAAAUACACCUUGCCAAGAUUCGCGACUAUUGAAUUUCUUCGACAGUGGCUUCCUGAGGUUGACCCAGAUAACCCAAGGGCAAAAACCUUCCUGCGCAAACUCUCCAACCGCGAUGUAGCUCUGAUUAUCCAUCAGUCAGUUGCAGGGUUAGUCUUGGUAUUCAAUAUCACUGUGACUGCGCUUGCUAUUCAUACCUAUGAGCCUAUGAAAGGAAUGGGAGGCAUUGUCGACGUUCCUGGAGUCACUAAUUGUGACCAGGUCCGAUCAUACAAUAUAGGGAUCCACUUGGUUAUCAACUUUCUAUCGACCAUUUUACUUGGAUCCAGUAACUACUGCUCUCAGCUUUUAGUUGCGCCCACGCGGAAAGAUAUCGAGAAAGCACACAAGAAGCGGACAACACUUGACAUCGGAAUCCAGAGCGUUCGGAAUCUGGGGGCUGUUGAUACUCCAAGAAGAGUCCUUUGGGUGCUGUUAAUGAUAAGCUCUGGACUUCUUCACUUAUUUUGGAACACUGUUGUAUUUUCGGCCUCCCCCAAAGUUUCGUAUAACGUUGGAGUUGUAACGAGCGAUUAUCUGAAAGAUGCAACGCCUUGGAAAUACUCUAUGGCGGGGUUUGACGAAAUGCGUCGAAAUAUGACCGAGUUAACACCCAUUUCUCGAGCCGAUUGCAUCGAGAGGUACACAAAUAGCGACAAUGGACUUAGCGAUGUGCUUCUAGUUGCACGUAACAUCAGCAAACAUGAUCAACUGUCAUUUGCCACCGAUAAUUCAUCAUCUCUACUUUCAAACUUUUCGGCAUUUGAAGCUGCUUCUCAUGGAGGCGGGUCUAAGGGUGUACAUUGGACACAGGCAGAUUCAUGGGUGUGCUCUGCCUGGGCGCCUCUUGGCUAUUACGCACUCCCACCGGACAGCGAGAGAGUUACUAUCUGCUCUGCCUCGGCUAUGAAGGCAUAUGUGGAUUCUUGGACUUUCACAAGAUGGGAGGAAGCCCCGGGAGCCCCUUCUGGGAUGCAGUUAUGGGCAGGUGUGGAUCACUGCAUUCCUGCUAGUGAUCUCUAUCCCAUGGAGAAUAAAUGUGCGCUUCGGGUGAGCUACGCUCUAUUAAUUAUUGUGUGUGGAUUGAACCUCAUCAAACUUCUUUGUAUUUUUUGUACUGCCCGUCUCCAUCAUUCAGGUCGUCUCUCUACCGGGAAUGAGGGAGACACAGAACCUCAAGCAGCCUACCUUGUCACUGUGGGCGACGCCAUUGCAAGCUUCCUAGAGCAUGAAGAUGACCAUACCAAGAGUUUCUCGCUAGUUACUCAAAAGGAUUUCAGCAGAGGGAAAUGGCCGGACGAAAAUCAAGAACACAAACAAUUUCAACCCGGUGCUAAACUGAGUGUCAGGCGGUGGUUCUCUUCAGUUAGCAUCUUGCAAUGGACUUCGACUCUUUUGUUAUGCGCUGGGUUUAUGACAUUCACAUCUGUUGAGCUUGGCCAAAGCCUCAACGCAAGAAAGAGUGGAGGGCUCGCAAUAGACCUACCAUCCCUCUGGUCAUACGGUAUCGGAACUGCUCACGCAUGGAGCGUAUCCUUAACGGGUACAUUAUCUCACAUGGGCCAGGAAGAUGGUUUUUUUCUCGCCACUAUAUAUGUGAACAUCUUUCAAAUUAUCGUGAGCGGUUUGUACCUUCUAUGCAACAAUAUCAUAUCAGUCAUGUUGAUGGCAUCUGAGUGGAACUCUUACCGCUCUCGAAGACGCUCACUCCGUGUGUCUUGUCCCCGUGGAUACCAAAGAUCCAGCUACUUCUUAUCUCUACCAUAUCGGUAUUCAGUUCCUUUAAUGGCCGCAUCUAGUGUACUUCAUUGGCUGGUCUCACAGAGCAUCUUCGUCAUUCAGACCAUUGCAUAUCAGACACCAGAAUUUGACCGUGCCCCAGACCUGGACGGAUCUCUUGUGGGGACAUCACCAAUUGCCAUGCUUAUGGCAGUUAUGGUUGGCGGUGUCAUGAUUUUCACAAUGAUUGCCUUUGCAAUUUUCUCAAAGUAUCAGCCAUUUCCUAUUAAGGAUAAUAGCAACCUUCUUUCAUACCCUGCACCAUUAGUCGGCACAUGUAGCGCUGCUAUAAGCGCUGCGUGUCAUGCCCAUCCAGAAGAUCCAGAGCCGGCUUUAUUACCUCUUCGAUGGGGGUAUGUCCGAGAUGACGCGGAAAAUUCAAGCGGACGGUUUCGAUUUAGCACAGCAAGGGAUAUUGAGUAG
Molecule: messenger RNA, 2433 nt
Organism: Penicillium nucicola
Lineage: Eukaryota; Fungi; Ascomycota; Eurotiomycetes; Eurotiales; Aspergillaceae
Exons: 3
Coding region: 1-2433 (810 amino acids)
Source: RefSeq, a predicted model, not a curated record